Soboliphyme baturini is the source of this 348-nucleotide messenger RNA. NCBI's taxonomy places the organism in Eukaryota, Metazoa, Nematoda, Enoplea, Dioctophymatida, Soboliphymatidae. The record is from the annotation of a GenBank genome assembly.
AUGCUUGCCGCGCGCCGCCGCAGGUGCGACGGUAACGUUCCCGUCGCCGCGCCGCCGGCACGAUUCGGCGCCCUUGCGCCGAUGAUCGUCAUGGCGGUGGUUUCGACGCCAUUGCGGUUGUUAAACUUGCCGGUGAGCGUUGGUAAUUUGUCGAUGGCUGUCGAUUGGUCUGUCCGGCAGCUGGCUUGCCUGGUUGACAACUCGCUGGUGGAAUUGUGCGCUGAAUUUUUAAGUUUCGCCUGUACAUCUAAAUCAUUAAAGGAGAUUUAUCGCGUGUUUACUUUCCCCGCGAUGUAUGACGAAUCGAAUCCCAGCCGAAAACCGGUUUUUUGUUCGCUUGUCGCCUGA